CCCCCCCUCGAUGAAACAGAGGAUCACGCCGAACAUUUUUAUUACAAUGGCGGAGACCAUCAUGUAGCCACAUUCCCUGAGAAAAGUUCUAGGGUAAAGGGCGUCCGUGGUCCCUGCAGCAAGACCAGCAAUUGCCCUACCGGAAGGUCAGCCACGCAGUACUACCUUCACACAGACAUGCACAUAGGGUCAGAGUCUGAUCGGGCGCCUCAUCAAGCACGUACCCACCGAGUCGCAACCUGCAUCGUGCAUAUCCAGUCAGUGAGGCUAUCGCGGAAUGUAUAGACCCAUGGCACCUACCCAUCCGUCAGGACAUGGCCGCCGUUCAGGCGAGCAAGUCAUCUCACAGCCCCCCCAGGGUUGUGGUGAUGGGAUAGCACCGGCAGCGACGCCGAACACCAAGAAUACGUGAAGGGGCUUCAUUGUGGACACGAGGCGCAAGAUGUAUUAGGUAGACGACCACCAGGUUUUUGCUGACUUUGAAAGGUGAGACGAUAGGAUAGUAGUGACAAUAUUCUUGGAAAGUUACGAGGUGCGCCUGUUCUUAUAGACGGCCACGGAGAUAUGGAAGCAGUCUAUUCCCCCAGGUACUUCUGCAAUCCUCCACCGGUAUGGCCAGGUGUUACGAAACCCCGCGCCAAGAGCAUUUUCACUUUGGUCAAUAAGAACGUGCUGGAUGGGGUAAGCGUUACUCCAUUGCGACGCUUCAUGGUCACAAGAAGACUCUCCGGGCCAGCGGUCAUCCGGCUCGCCUCCGCAUUUCGCUUGGAUUAAGAAACUUAAAGUUUCUGUACGCCGCCGAGAAGCUGGCCCGAUGCCACGAGUAUAGCGGCAUAAAUGGUCGCGACGCCCACCAGGUGUCUCCCUGAGUGGGUUGCUCGGCGUUACACAAAAUUCAUAUUCAUGCCGUGUCGAACCACAUUCUGUCGGCCCAAAGUUCUGUCGGUAUGAUGCUGCGCCAUCGGAGGACCGGAAACGGAUAUGAGACUCGGUGUACGAUUCAUGCGUGGUUGUCGCGGUACCCUUCCACGACUAUCCAGACCUUAUUCAGGGCCUCACAAGAUCUUGGCGUUGACAGAAAUCGUCCCAUACGUGGAAAGCCCCUCUCGUUGAGAUUCAUAAUGUUGCGCGAGCCUCGCUUCAACUGAGCGUGCGCACGUGAACGGCAUGGGGGCAAUUCGUGGACGUGGGCUGGUUUUCAUCGUUAGCCACGUCGAAGUAACGUUAGAAUAGCAGAAAGUAACUUGGUACAUGUGGCCAUACCUCCAUUUGUGCUGACAUGCCAGCGUCGGAUUGUGAUGCGAAUAUCUCCUCGAGUCGAUACGGAAGCCGCCUGUCAGCCGUGGAAGCGCCUGAGUCCAUAAUGCCAUGGGUAAGGUUCCAAGUCUGUGCACGUGAGAAGCUUGCCAUUGCCGACGAUGCUGCUCAGGUCAAUUUUGACAUGUCAGAGCGACAGGUCAUCAACGGUCUGCAGGAUGUUGAUGGAAGCAUCUGUGUUUCGAAAAGAAAAAAUCGUAGCGAUGGAGCUUACAGUGGUGGCCGAACCGUGCUCGUGGAUAAUGUGCUUCGUGGGUCCAGUAAGCGCUGA
Molecule: messenger RNA, 1588 nt
Organism: Purpureocillium takamizusanense
Lineage: Eukaryota; Fungi; Ascomycota; Sordariomycetes; Hypocreales; Ophiocordycipitaceae
Exons: 1
Coding region: 1280-1588 (102 amino acids)
Source: RefSeq, a predicted model, not a curated record